This is a messenger RNA of Leptonychotes weddellii (Weddell seal), 1979 nucleotides long. The record is from RefSeq and is a predicted model, not a curated record. NCBI's taxonomy places the organism in Eukaryota, Metazoa, Chordata, Mammalia, Carnivora, Phocidae.
GUCUUCCUUUCAUCUACAGGUAAUGCAGGUGGUGAAGGAGCAGGUUAUGAGAGCUCUUACAACCAAGCCUAGCUCCCUGGACCAGUUCAAGUGCAAACUGCAGAACCUGAGCUACACUGAGAUCCUGAAAAUCCGCCAGUCUGAGAGGAUGAACCAGGAAGAUUUCCAGUCUCGCCCGAUUUUGGAACUGAAGGAGAAGAUUCAACCAGAAAUCUUGGAGCUGAUCAAACAGCAACGCCUGAACCGCCUCGUGGAAGGGACCUGCUUUAGGAAACUCAACUGCCGGCGGAGGCAAGACAAAUUUUGGUACUGUCGACUUUCACCCAACCACAAAGUCCUACACUAUGGAGACUUGGAAGAGAGUCCCCAGGGAGAAGUGCCCCACGAUUCCCUGCAGGACAAACUGCCGGUGGCAGAUAUCAAAGCUGUGGUGACGGGGAAGGACUGCCCUCAUAUGAAAGAGAAAGGUGCCCUUAAACAAAACAAGGAGGUGCUUGAACUUGCUUUCUCCAUCUUGUAUGACUCAAACUGCCAGCUGAACUUCAUAGCUCCUGACAAGCACGAGUACUGUAUCUGGACGGACGGGCUGAAUGCACUGCUGGGGAAAGACAUGAUGAGUGAGCUGACCCGGAAUGACUUGGACACCCUGCUCAGCAUGGAAAUCAAGCUCCGCCUCCUCGACCUGGAAAACAUUCAGAUCCCUGACGCACCUCCCCCCAUCCCCAAGGAGCCCAGCAACUAUGACUUCGUCUAUGACUGUAACUGAAGUGGCCGGGCCCAGAAGCGCCCCCUCCAAAACUGGAAAAUCUAGCUAGCGGGAGAGAAGAAUGAAAACACACCCACGCCUCGGAACCCUCUCGCGGUGCAGAGAAGCUGUGGGUCAACACUGUCUUUGGCCUCGCCUCUAGCCCCAGCAUUCUUCUACCCCUACCUGGCGUCUUGCUCACUGCCCUGAUUCUGUUUCUAGACUCCAUUGCUUUAGGUCACUUCCCACUGCUGCAGUCUACCGAUGGGAGCAGAGCAAAACCCACCGCCAAUAAGAGAGCCAAAGGGCCCUUCCGUCCUCACCCCCCUCCCCAGCAGGCCCGUCCUCCCUCCCUGGAGGGUGCAAGCCGGCAGCACCAGACUGCCCCAAAACCUGCCCGUCAGACCGAAGGGACUGCCCCAGUGCUUGUGUCUGGAAGAAACAGCCUAGCUGCUGGAGAAGACCAAACACCGCCUCCUCAUUCCCCUUCUCUCCAGAGUCCGCUCACACCACCAGUUCCCUGUGACUCGAAAUCUGCUUUCAGGUCUUUUCCGUCCUCCGUGCAGGCCUUUGCCUUGUGCUGGUCCUCUCUGGUUCCAAGGGCAGCAGCAGAAACCUCGUUCUAGCCGUGGACCGCACCGGGUCUCCGGACCCAGUCCCAGGUCCAAUGCCAUUUCACGUCUGCACUGUGAGCGUGCCCAACCUUCUUUCCUCGCCAGCUAGUCUUGGGUGUCCUCUCUCUGCCCCAGCCCACACCUGCCUUCUUCACGCCUCACACCCUUCCAGCCCCUUAGGUGAAAGCACAAAUGGUGAAAUCAGUCGUCAUCCCCAUCUCUAAUAUACUAAACCGAAACGCCUCUGUGGCAGGCGGCCCCUCUCGACGGGUUUGGUGUUACCUUCUCCUGGGGGUUCUGCUAUAACACAGGCCCCGCAGGAUGGUCAAGCUGUCAGACAUCCAAGUUUACAUCAUUGUAAUUAUUACAAGUAUUGACAAUUUGCAAGGGUUUGGGGGUUGGUUGUUUUUUUGUUUUUUGGUGUUUUUUUUUUGCUUUGUUUUUGUACAAAAGAGUCUAACAUUUUUUUGCCAAACAGAUAUAUAUUUAAUGAAAAGAAGAGAUACAUAAAUGUGUGUACUUUCAAGGUUUUUUUUUAAUUAUUUUAAUCCUAAACAUCUUCCUGAGAAUAACAUUCCCUUAUACAUGCUGUGGAAUAAAAUGAAUUGUGAUGAGUUGGA